CGCGGAAACAAGAACGAAAGACUCGACUCGCCAGGUGUCCCAUGUUGUGCCUGAGACGGCAGCCCAAACGACAAAUGCUAUGGACCAAACAGGGCGGUUGUGGCAGCUGCGUAGCGUCUCGCCAGGCAUGGCGCUGCUUUGCUCAUGGCAUUCGUGCCCUCAUGCAUGUUUGGCCUACUAAGGGCGCACAGUGGCAUUGCGUUGUAUCUUGCUUACCUGCUGGCGGGACGAGGACUCGACGUGGUGGAGCACAGGCGGCCAGUGGCUCAACUGCGUUCACAUGCACCACCAUGGCAUGCCUUGUUCGCUGUCAGAAUGUGUGCGAGUGCGCUGUAACACAUCCGCCCAAUCGACGCCGAUGCAGCCGCAGCGGUGCAGCGUGCGACGGAUGCGCAGGCCUCGAGUCGUCCCGCUGCUGCCCGCGUCGAGUCGCCUCGCUGCUUCAGGCCGCCUAGGACAGCAGUGAGUGGCCGCCGGGCUGUCUGGCAACCGGGAUUGGAGCGCAUGGUGGACCCUGGUCUAGAAGUGCAGCCGUGAGGAUCUUUGACAGAGUGUGGGUGGUCCCUGGAACGAGAGGGUGCGAGUUGGCGGUGAGUUAUGCGGAUGCUAUAUCCCGUGGUGUCGCUGCCCCUUUGCUGGCGCACGCCUGCCGCCGCCUGCCUACCCUUUGUCCAAGUUGUCUAACGAGGUUGUUGCUAUUCCUAUCGUGCAUCCUACGUGCGGUUGUGUGCAGACCAGAACUAGGGCCCUGCAGCCUCGCCAACCUCGCAUACCCUCCGG
Didymella exigua CBS 183.55 is the source of this 780-nucleotide messenger RNA. RefSeq lists its product as uncharacterized. The record is from RefSeq and is a predicted model, not a curated record. The transcript is spliced from 2 exons. Bases 42 to 455 code for a protein of 137 amino acids. NCBI's taxonomy places the organism in Eukaryota, Fungi, Ascomycota, Dothideomycetes, Pleosporales, Didymellaceae.